AUGCAAGCCCGCCCCGACACCCAUUAUUUCACGCCCCAUGACUACCGUCUUUGGUGCCAGCGGUUCGCCGUUGGAUUGAGAAAAUCGGGAAUAAAAACAGGCGAUCGUGUCCUUCUAUUCUCUCCGAAUGACUUGUUCUUCCCUGUGGUUUUCAUGGGGACUGUGAUGGCUGGUGGCAUCUUCACCGGUGCAAAUCCCACAUACACCCCAAGAGAGCUGGAAUACCAGUUAAAGGACAGUGGAGCAAAGUAUCUCCUGUGCGCCGACGGAAGUCUGGAUACUGGUAUCGCAGCUGCAGAGUCCAUCGGUAUGGGCCUGGAUAGGGUAUUCAUAUUUAAUAGUGCAGUGUUUGAUGGUACGGGGAGUGGUGCCCGGGGUUGCCAUUACUGGGGAGACCUCAUCGCAUCUCCUGCUGAAGGCAGCCGGUUCGUCUGGGAGUCGUUAUCAGCUCCCGGUGAAUCCAAUCAAACCUUGGCCUUGAACUAUUCAAGCGGCACAACUGGUCUCCCCAAGGGGGUAGAGAUCACUCAUAGAAACUAUGUGGCCAACCUCUUUCAAUUCGACCAUACCGGCUCUCUCCACCACGAAUAUACAAAUAAGACUGCUAGGUCCAGAUGGCUUUGUUUCUUACCGUUGUAUCAUGCCAUGGCACAAAACUUUUUCAUAGCGUCCGCACUCCGGCGAGGUAUCCCGGUAUAUAUCAUGGCUCGGUUUGAUUUCGUUCAAAUGUUGGAAAAUAUCCAGAAAUUCCGCAUCAAUGAGAUACUCACUGUUCCACCCAUCAUGAUUGCACUAGCAAAACAUCCCCUGGUGAAGAAAUACGAUCUCAGUAGCUUGGAGUCAAUUGGAUCCGGAGCUGCUCCAUUAGGAAGAGAAAUCAGUGAGGAAGUUGAGUCCAUGUUUCCUCCUGGGAAACUCAAUGUCAGGCAGGGCUGGGGUAUGACCGAGUGA
Molecule: messenger RNA, 951 nt
Organism: Trichophyton verrucosum HKI 0517
Lineage: Eukaryota; Fungi; Ascomycota; Eurotiomycetes; Onygenales; Arthrodermataceae
Exons: 1
Coding region: 1-951 (316 amino acids)
Biological process (GO): secondary metabolic process
Molecular function (GO): CoA-ligase activity
Source: RefSeq, a predicted model, not a curated record